UGUGUGUGUGUGUGUGUGUGUGUUUCUCUGCAGCUGGGCCCGGUGUGUCUGGUGGUUAUGGGGGUCGUGUGUGUUCACUGCAUGCACUUGCUGGUCAACUGCAGUCAUCAGUUAAGCGACAGGGUGAAGCGUUCUCCUCUGGGUUACGGCGACACUGUGGCCGUCGCCAUGGAGACCAGCUCCUCAAACAUUCUCCGGAGAGGAGCCCACUGUGGGAGGUUGCUGGUGAGUUUCUUCCUGGUUCUAACACAACUGGGAUUCUGCAGUGUUUACUUUGUCUUUCUGGCAGAGAACAUCAAACAGGUGGUGGAGGGUAACCGUGGCAACGGGGAGGAGGGGGCGGGGCUUGACGUGCGCCUGUACAUGGUGCUCCUGGUCCCUCCGCUGGUGCUGCUGUCCUUCAUCAGAGACCUCCGGAACAUGGCCGUCCUCUCGGCGCUCGCCAACACCGCCAUGGCCGUCAGCCUGCUGUUCAUCUUCAUGUACAUCACCAGCGAUGUCGGUGAUCCAGGGCGUUUGCCUUUUGUGUCCAGCUGGAGGAAGUUCCCCUUCUUCUUUGGUACCGCCAUCUUUGCCUUCGAGGGCAUUGGAGUGGUCCUCCCCCUAGAGAACCAGAUGAAAGAGGCGUCUCGGUUCCCCGUUGUUCUGAACGUCGGGAUGUUUGUGGUCAUCGUCCUCUACGUCUCCUUGGCAACGCUGGGGUACCUCCACUUUGGGGACGACAUCAAAGGCAGCAUCACACUCAACCUGCCUCACGACAGCUGGACCAACCAGCUGGUAAAGGUGCUGUAUUCCCUCGGGGUGUGUGUGAGUUUCGUGGUGCAGUUCUUCGUCCCCGCCGAUAUCCUGAUCCCGCCCCUUCUUGCCCACGUGACGGACAGCUGGAAGCGGCCAAUAGAACUCCUCCUCAGGGCCCUGCUCGUCUGUCUGACCUGCGUGAUGGCGGUGUUGGUUCCCCGGUUGGAUCUGGUGAUUUCUCUGGUCGGCGCGGUGAGCAGCUCGGCGUUGGCGCUGGUCUUUCCUCCGCUGGUGGAGCUGAUCGUCCUGUCGUCCGCCGCGUCCUCCCUCUCUCCCUCGCUCUCUCUCUCCGCCCCUCGCGCUGCUCUCUCUCCCUCGCUCUCUCUCUCCGUCCUCGCCAAGGACCUCACCAUCGUGCUCCUCGGCAUUCUGGGAUUCCUCAGCGGCACCUACGUCACGCUGGAGGAGAUCAUCAGCCCCACGGACCCCACCCCUCGUCAUGGCAACGCCACCUGGACCACGCCCACACCUUCAGCCCCGCCCCCUUCAGCCACACCCAGACUAUGACCCCCCUAAACACACACACACACACACACACAUAUACACACACACUCUCC
Molecule: messenger RNA, 1355 nt
Organism: Clupea harengus (Atlantic herring)
Lineage: Eukaryota; Metazoa; Chordata; Actinopteri; Clupeiformes; Clupeidae
Gene: slc36a4
Product: solute carrier family 36 member 4
Exons: 8
Biological process (GO): L-alanine transport; amino acid transmembrane transport
Cellular component (GO): vacuolar membrane
Molecular function (GO): L-proline transmembrane transporter activity; L-alanine transmembrane transporter activity
Source: RefSeq, a predicted model, not a curated record